Messenger RNA from Solanum stenotomum, 435 nucleotides. RefSeq lists its product as uncharacterized. Bases 1 to 435 code for a protein of 144 amino acids. The record is from RefSeq and is a predicted model, not a curated record. The transcript has 4 exons. Lineage: Eukaryota; Viridiplantae; Streptophyta; Magnoliopsida; Solanales; Solanaceae.
AUGUCUGAAACAAAUACUAAGAAUCGAAAAAAACUGAAGAAUCCACACACUGCUGGCAAAAAGAGUUUCGCUUUAGUCCGUAAUAAGUUGGUGAGAAAGAAGAAGACAGUAUCAUCUAAGGAUCUCUUUGUGGUUUCAAGAACAAGAAAACCCGGGCGUUUGUACGAGGCUUCGAAUGAAAAUACUACUAGUAAAAUUCAAAUGCAAGAAAAGAUGCAGAAAAUGGAGAAACAAAUGGAGGAACAAAAGAAAACUGUGCGACAAGAAGUUAUUGCAGAUGUAAUUGCACAACUCAAGCAUGCGGGAUUAAUUGAUCCUAACAUACUGGCAGCAUUGUCCAUUCCUUCACCAAGCGAACCUACUUCUGUUCAAGGGGCUGAGCAAGGUGAUGAAAUCAAAGAAGGCGAUGAAAGCAGUAGUGAAGACUUGACAUAG